CCUCGCCCUCAAGGCCACCGUUAACCCUCCACUCUCUCCCACGUCCCAGUAACCUGCACUUGGGGACUCUCAGCAACCCGGACCUAAUCCAGUCGUCCAAACCUACGGUCCUCUCCUUAUCUAACCCCCCACCAGCUAUCAUAAGCAACACUCGCAAGCUAACGCCGCAACGCCGAAACCUCAUCCCGUCCUUUCAUACACUCGCCUUUCGGGGACUGCCCCCAAAUGACUCAACCAUGGGACUACAUAGCGAAAAUCGUCUCGUUAGGUGACUCUGGGUGCGGAAAAUCCAGCCUCACAGUCCGCCUCUGUGAAGGCCGCUUCUCCCCACACCAUGACGUAACCAUCGGUGUUGAAUUCGGCUCCCGCAUCGUCCCUGUCGGUCCUCCCGCCUCCCUCAACCUCCACAUCAACAACCCCUCCAAAGCAUCCUCGUCACCACCCGCCACAUCGCCCAAACAGCAACAGCAACAGCAACAGCACAUGAAGCUGUCAUUAUGGGAUACCGCUGGGCAAGAAACCUAUAAGAGUAUUACGCGGAGUUAUUUCCGCGGUGCAUCGGGCGCAUUGCUGGUCUUUGAUAUCACGAGGAAAAACACGUUCCUGAGCGCAACGAGCUGGUUGAACGAUCUACGACAGAUAGCGGAAGAGGGAAUUAUCGUGGUGUUGGUGGGAAACAAGAGCGAUCUAGCACCCUCGUCGACCGUGUCCGACCAGAGCGAGGACAACAAACGACAAGUCACAAAAGAGGAGGCCGAAGAGUGGUGUCACGCAAACGGGGUCAUGCAGUAUGUAGAGACGUCCGCAAAAUCUGGAGACGGCGUUGAGCGCGCGUUUUUGGAGGUCGCAGAGCGGAUAUAUCAGAACAUCGAAGCUGGGAAAUAUGACUUGAAUGACAGGAGAUCUGGUGUCAAGGGUCCUGGGGCGGGAGGAGGUAAUACAGCAAGGGUGAACUUGGGUAUGAAUGAAGCGGCGAGGAAGGGGAAGGGUCAGCCUGGGUGGGGUGGGGGAUGCUGUUGAGCAGCAUGUUCCCUGUUUCUGUCUUAGCCCUUCUGCUACCAGUUAAUAGGAGAGAAGACUUAUAAUUCUAGGGGAGUGCAGGCUUUGAGAGGCUAGACAUACAAGCGAGUUAGUGGGAUUGCAUCCGUUAAUAUUCUUUUUGAGUUUCUCGCAAACUUGCAUUUCUCGGCGCUUGGAAUGCCUGAGGUUGGGUUUGACUGGCUAAGUACUUUAAUGGGCAUAUAUCUUUACUAUUCGUAGGUAUUCCUUUCACCUGCAUUCUCGAAGUAACCAUGGAGCAAACAACCCGAUUUUCUAGGACCCAGCGAUCAAAACGCGAGCAAUAUCGUGAAGUUCGCGCGACCCCAGAUACCGCGCUCAGAGAAUUAAGGGGUUUGGGUUGUAUUUAAUUAUAGUAUCUAGUGUGAGAGCACUGUGAAGCAGGAAGCAUGAAGCGCAGAAGGGGGUACAGGAUAG
Messenger RNA from Lindgomyces ingoldianus, 1476 nucleotides. Its product is annotated as ras-domain-containing protein. The transcript is spliced from 2 exons. Gene Ontology annotation, biological process: regulation of endocytosis. Gene Ontology annotation, molecular function: GTPase activity; GTP binding. The record is from RefSeq and is a predicted model, not a curated record. Gene Ontology annotation, cellular component: endosome. The coding region runs from base 226 to 1020 and encodes 264 amino acids. Lineage: Eukaryota; Fungi; Ascomycota; Dothideomycetes; Pleosporales; Lindgomycetaceae.